This is a messenger RNA of Xyrauchen texanus (razorback sucker), 1307 nucleotides long. RefSeq names its product voltage-dependent calcium channel gamma-3 subunit-like. Lineage: Eukaryota; Metazoa; Chordata; Actinopteri; Cypriniformes; Catostomidae. Gene Ontology annotation, biological process: postsynaptic neurotransmitter receptor diffusion trapping; regulation of AMPA receptor activity; transmission of nerve impulse. Bases 378 to 1307 code for a protein of 309 amino acids. Gene Ontology annotation, molecular function: voltage-gated calcium channel activity; channel regulator activity. The record is from RefSeq and is a predicted model, not a curated record. The transcript is spliced from 4 exons. Gene Ontology annotation, cellular component: AMPA glutamate receptor complex; postsynaptic density membrane.
UUCUGUGUAAUCUACCAAGCUAAUACCUCAAUUGUAAAAUGCUGUGAUGCUAAAGAGAGACUGUUCUUCGAUACCAGUUUUUUUUCCACGACACACAGAAUGAGAAACAAAUAGCUCUCGUACUCUCUCUUCCGCGGAUGCCUGUCUCUCAGCUUUAGCGGUGGAAACAUUGUGAGAAGGCUUCAGACUGGAACUGACGGACGCUUUCGAGAACUUGAGAAGCUGCGACCGCAACAGUCUCGAGACUCCAUAAACAAACACAUAAUAAUGGCUUUUGAAGUCGAUUGGAGCGUGGAGUCCGCACACAAGGCAGGCUAGUAGGUUUUUGAGAGACAUUAAGUAUCUUGUUUUUACCCCCCAUCCUGAAAUGAGGCAAAAUGUUGAUGUGUGACAGAGGAGUCCAGAUGCUCAUUACGACAGUGGGCGCUUUCGCCGCUUUCAGCCUGAUGACUAUCGCCGUGGGAACGGACUACUGGCUGUACUCACGAGGAGUGUGCCGGGUCAAAAGUAAUAACGAGAACGAGACGAGCAGGAAGAAUGAGGAAGUCAUGACACAUUCAGGGCUGUGGAGAACCUGCUGCCUAGAGGGAACAUUUCGAGGUGUUUGUAAGAAGAUUGACCACUUUCCGGAGGAUGCAGAUUAUGAACAAGAUGCAGCAGAAUAUUUACUACGAGCAGUGAGAGCAUCCAGUAUCUUCCCCAUCAUGAGUGUUGGACUUCUGUUCAUGGGAGGUCUGUGUGUGGCAGCCAGUGAGUUUUACAGGAGCAGACACAAUGUCAUCCUAAGUGCGGGAAUCUUCUUUGUUUCUGCUGGUCUGAGUAACAUAAUUGGAAUUAUUGUGUACAUAUCUGCCAAUUCGGGUGACCCUGGCCAGAGCGACUCGAAGAAGAGCUACUCAUACGGCUGGUCAUUCUAUUUCGGAGCUCUGUCCUUCAUAAUGGCUGAGAUGGUGGGUGUACUAGCUGUGCACAUGUUCAUCGAGAAGCACCGAAAGCUUCGUGCAAAGUCCCGUACUGAGCUCAUCAAGAAGUCAGCCUUCAGCCGCAUUCCCAGCUACCGUUACAGAUUUCGCAGACGCUCCAGUUGCCGCUCCAGCGAGCCAGCCUCUCGUGAAGCUUCACCCAUGGGCAAGAGCGGCUACACAGGCCCUGCUGCGGCAGAUAUCUCCAUGUACACCCUUUCUAGGGAUCCUUCCAAGGCUGCAAUGGGUGCCUUGCUCAACUCUGAGAGGGAGUUUUUGCAGGCUCACAACUCCAACACGAAGGACUUCAAAGAUGCAGCGAACAGGAGGACCACUCCAGUCUGA